Molecule: messenger RNA, 948 nt
Organism: Chrysochloris asiatica (Cape golden mole)
Lineage: Eukaryota; Metazoa; Chordata; Mammalia; Afrosoricida; Chrysochloridae
Product: olfactory receptor 8J3-like
Exons: 1
Coding region: 1-948 (315 amino acids)
Biological process (GO): sensory perception of smell; G protein-coupled receptor signaling pathway
Cellular component (GO): membrane
Molecular function (GO): olfactory receptor activity; G protein-coupled receptor activity; odorant binding
Source: RefSeq, a predicted model, not a curated record
AUGGCUCCUGACAAUCUCACCUGGGUGACUGAAUUCAUUCUCAUGGGAGUCUCAGAUCGUCCUGAGCUCCAGGUUCCCCUUUUCUUUGUCUUCAUGGUGAUCUAUGGGCUGACCAUAGCAGGGAACCUGGGCAUCAUCACACUCACCAGUGUGGACUCUCGACUUCAAACCCCCAUGUAUUUUUUCCUCCGACACUUGGCUAUCAUCAAUUUUGGCAAUUCUACUGUCAUUGCCCCUAAAAUGCUGACCAAUUUCUUAAUAGAGAAGAAAACCACCUUAUUUUAUGAAUGUGCCACCCAAAUGGGUGGGUUCUUGUUUUUCAUUGUAGCUGAGGUUUUCAUGCUCGCUGUGAUGGCCUAUGACCGCUAUGUGGCCAUUUGUAAUCCCCUGCUCUAUAUGGUUGUUGUAUCUCGACAAAUCUGCCUUCUGCUAGUAUCCCUUGCAUACAUCUAUGGAUUUUCUACAGCUAUUGUGGUUCCAUAUUGUGUUUUCUCUAUGUCUUAUUGUUCUUCCAAUGUUAUUAACCACUUUUAUUGUGACAUUGUUCCCCUGUUAUCAUUAUCUUGCUCAGAUACUUACUUGCCAGAAACCAUAGUUUUUAUUUCUGCUGGCACAAAUUUGGUUCUUUCAAUGAUUAUAGUUCUAGUCUCCUAUUUUAAUAUAAUCUUGUCCAUUCUCAGGAUACAGUCAUCAGAAGGAAGGAAAAAAGCCUUCUCCACUUGUGCAUCACAUAUGAUGGCGGUCACUGUCUUCUACGGGACACUACUAUUCAUGUAUUUGCAGCCCAAAACAGAUUAUUCAUUAGAUUCUGAUAAAAUGGCAUCGGUGUUUUAUACACUAGUGAUCCCUAUGCUGAAUCCUAUGAUCUACAGCUUGAGGAAUAAAGAUGUGAAAGCUGCCUUCAAGAGAUUCCUGUCGAUCCCAUGUGGUUCCUUUAAAUCAGUGUAA